AUGGCCACCAAUUCAUCACCCAGCAUAGACCCCCUUCUCGCCCUCCGCCAAUCCCUCCUCUCCAACAACCCCCCACGACCGACAACCUCCUCCCCGACCCACCCACCCACCGACACCGAAACCGACCUCGAUCUCGCCAAAGCCACCCACCUGUACUUCCCGCAUACCCCGAGCAGCAGCAGCAGCAGCAGCCCCCAGACCAUCCCCCUCAACACCCCGACGCGCUUCGUCUCCAGCACGACAGGCGAGGCCGUCGACCUGCGCAGUAUCUUCUUCGCGUGGCUGAAGAAGGACGUUGCGAUCCCGGAGUAUAUCGCCGAAGCGGAGGGGCUGAACCAGGCCCUCAAGGAGAAGCGGAAGGAUGACCCCGAGCAGCCUGAAGAAAAGGUCCAGAAUCUGGUGUUCGUCGAGCGACUCGAUCUCCUGACGUGGCUGGAGGGCGCGUCCGAGGAUAGUGAGUACAUCAAGCCUCUCGAAGGCGAGGCCGCUGCCAAGGCGGCCGCGGCCGUGGCAAUGGCUGCUGCUACAGCUGCCGCUGCCGCUGCGGGCCAGCACGGUAGUCGGGCGGCCAAGGUGAUUGAUCCGAGGCUACAGGAGAUUUACAAUGGGGAGAGGAAGAUGGGGGAUCGGAAUAGUGUGUUGAGGGGGAUUAAGCCGACGGACUUUUCCCAUGUGCGCAAAACCGCAGAAACCAUCUUGGGUCGGAACCGGUCGUCACGAACGGGUCAAUAUCCCGCGGGUGUCACCAAGCCUGGCAGCAAGCCGACCUCCUCCUCCUCUUCUUCUAUGGUGCCGGUGCCCGCGCCGUCCGCCGGUCUCUCGCAACCCCGAAGCAGCAAGAGCAGCUCCAAGACGCAGGAUCCGAUCAUCCUGCUGUCGCCUUCCGCAUCGUCUCUUAUCCGCAUGUCCAAUGUGCGCUCAUUCCUCGAGGAGGGCGUCUUCAUUCCGCCCGAUCACCCCACGCUGGCGACGGGGACGAACAGCAACAUUCUCUAUAUCAAUCGACCCCUGCGCAUCCAAGGCAGCUCCUCUAAUACCCCUCUCCCUCACUCCAGGUCCAGCGCGUCCUCCUCCGGCUCUCGCAAGCCCACUCGCUUCAUCCUGGUGGACAGCACCGCCAACUUCCGGCCGGAUUACUGGAACCGCCUGGUGGCCGUCUUCACCACGGGUCAAACCUGGCAGUUCAAAUCUUACAAGUGGUCUUCUCCGCCCGAGCUGUUCAAACACGCCACGGGUGUCUAUGUGGGCUGGCGCGGGGAGGACAGUCCGCGCGAGGUCCGCAAUUGGGGUCGUGGGGUCCAGAGCUUCUCGGUCGAGAGAUGGGACGAGAAGGGCGGGGUGAACGGGUCCGGGCGGUGGAGAGAUCGCGAGGUCGUCGAGGGCAUUUGGUCCGCAAUUGAGGAAGGCAUGCGACUGAGAGGCUGGGCGGGCAAGUAAACCUGAAGUAGCCGGUUGUAUCUUUCUGGAUAUGCUUGGGGGAGGGGCGGUUGUUCUGUCAGUGAACAUUAUCUUCACUCGAUCUUCUUCAGGGGGGUUCCCUCGAUUGUGGGAUGUGCUGGUGUGGGGUGGGCAGUUGCGCCGAUGGAUCGGUGGACUGAUGGACUGAUGAACAGGCGCGAAGAAUGAUAUCUUGAAACCAAGGACGUUUCACCCUGUU
Aspergillus brunneoviolaceus CBS 621.78 is the source of this 1657-nucleotide messenger RNA. Its product is annotated as CDC73 C-terminal domain-containing protein. The record is from RefSeq and is a predicted model, not a curated record. Gene Ontology annotation, biological process: transcription elongation by RNA polymerase II; positive regulation of transcription elongation by RNA polymerase II. The coding region runs from base 1 to 1437 and encodes 478 amino acids. Gene Ontology annotation, molecular function: RNA polymerase II complex binding. The transcript is spliced from 3 exons. Lineage: Eukaryota; Fungi; Ascomycota; Eurotiomycetes; Eurotiales; Aspergillaceae. Gene Ontology annotation, cellular component: Cdc73/Paf1 complex.